AUGGUUGAAGCACCCGAAAUUCACGAUCCCUCCAAGUUCAAGGACUUCUAUGUUCACCAUGAGACCUACAAAAUUGUUCAUGGGCAUCAAAUCGACCUGUCGAUUCUUAUCCCCAAGUUCUUGGUUGAAGAUGGCGAAUUGUCCGAACAGACACCAUUGAUCAUCGAAUUCCACGGUGGCUUUCUUGUCGGAGGAAAUCGUAUCUUUUCACCUUGGUUCUCAGACUGGCUUAUAGAGCUGGCUUUAUUCAGGCGUGCCAUCCUGGUGACCCCGGAUUAUCGCCUUCUCCCUGAAGCAAACGGCCAUGAUAUCCUCGCAGACCUGGCCAGCUUCUGGGAAUGGUUGCCCCAGAACUUGGAGGCUAAGCUCACGAGCUUUUAUCCUCUGAUCCAUAUACGCCCGGAUUUCGACCGCAUACUAUGUACAGGAAGCAGUGCUGGGGGGUGGAUGGUCUCACAGAGCAUGUUUCUUCAUCCGGAAAUCAAUAUCAAGGCGGUUAUCAUGUCGUACCCAAUGAUCAAUCUUCGAGAUAAAUUCUGGGCUGAGAAGUAUGAAAAGUCUAUAUUCGGAUUGCCGACUCUUCCAUAUGACAUUGUGGAAACCCAUUUGAAGGGUUUACCUCUGAACGCGGUAUGCACCACCGAUGGAGAUGUCGAGGAAAGGGUGGGACUAUCCAGAAUCCCAUUAGCGAUCAGUACUGUCCAAAACGGCAAAUACCUCGAUCUCUUCGGUCGAGAUACGGAGCUUUUUCCCUUUGAGAACUUACCACGUGCGGAACGAGUCCCCCCUUUUGUUUGGGUAUUCCACGGUCGACAGGAUUCUGCGGUGCCGUUCUCAGGAAGUGAGAAAUUCAUUGCGGAGAUCCAGAAGUAUAAGCCUGAUGUGCAUGUUAGAUUUGAUGGAGAGGACGGAGAGCAUGGAUUUGAUGGCGAUGGUAAUGUUACUAUUUCCAAUGGUUGGAUGAAGGAAGGUGUUAGUCAAUUAUUGUCAUAUUGGUGA
Messenger RNA from Penicillium odoratum, 999 nucleotides. Its product is annotated as alpha/beta hydrolase. Lineage: Eukaryota; Fungi; Ascomycota; Eurotiomycetes; Eurotiales; Aspergillaceae. Gene Ontology annotation, molecular function: hydrolase activity. The transcript has 3 exons. The coding region runs from base 1 to 999 and encodes 332 amino acids. The record is from RefSeq and is a predicted model, not a curated record.